CAAAAGGUAAUAACUAAUUAGCCGUAAACACAAAUGAAACCUGUGGAGUAUCCCUCUCGGCCUCAUCAACAUGUCGUGUUUUGUAAGGUUUAGAAAAAGAACGGUUUUGCCCCUCCCCUCAAAGUGAGUUUGACACCAUAAAAAUCAUUCUAUAAUAACCCUCUUAUCGAAAGAUCCAAUUCUGCCAUCACCAUGAUGUGAUUUACAACCCCGUGAUGAAAUUUAGGCAACCCCGUGCCUCAUCACUUCAUACCUUCAGUGUGAAAAGUUUCACAAGCGCAUCUUAGUUUUCAGAAAAAAUCAAUCUAAGAUAGAACGAACGGUAUCAGUAAAGCCUGGGUGUAAUCUCAGCGCAAAAAAGGCUCUCGAGGGCUUGCUUGAUGGAGUGGACGAUAGCUUCAUGACGUUAUGGGUUAUUUUUACCGCGACAAACACUGGAAAUACAACUUUAGGCACAAAUGUCGCACGGAUGAAUAGAUUCGUUGAUCCAAUGAAGAUUUUCAGUGAUUUGAGGAAUAGCAAGAGACUUGUUUCAUAAAGCUAUCAUCUGAUGUUUCCACAUUUAUUUUUCUGCCACCACGUAGGACAUUGUUUGAUGGUCAAAAGAGUGCGAGUAAUGAAAAUCAUCUUUACGCUGAUGCACUGGAAAAGCUGCUGCGCGGCUGGGACAACGUGCACCGCGCGCGGAACGGCAGCAGUUGGGAGGCCUGCUUGGGCCUGCCUGGCGCAAAGGCCCAACGGCCCAAACCACAGACAGACGUGGAAUUGGCAGUCUGGAUAUAGCCUUCCGGGCCCGGCGCCGUCCUGAAAGGCCCAUGUGUGUACACUGUACACUGCCAUGCGCGCCUGCAGGCCACGGCAGGCCGGCCAGCAGAGGGCGCUGCUUUUUCGCUUGGAGCUUUGGAGCCUGCUCCGACCCGUUUCGCCGUUUGUUUCGCAGAGUGGCAGAGUGGACCGCUGUCGGCGCGGCGCUGUGCUGCGCUGUGCAAACACUCGCGGCCGCGUCCGCCGCGUCCGCCGCGCGCCGUGUUGACUCCGCGGGCUCAUUCCCCACAGCGCCUCGUCGCUCUGUCUCUCUCGCGCCCCUGCGGGACGGCCCAUGAGUGCGAGCGAGACGGAGCGGCGAAAGCCCUGUCCGGAACCAGCCCACUGGUGGCGGCCGGGUCGCAGGCUCUCGGCGCACGGCCCCGCCACAGCCGCCACGGCCACUGCAGGCGCGAGGAUGCCCGCGUCAUGGGACUCCGGCUGGUGUGGCUGCUGGCGGCGGGGGCGGCCUUGGGGGCGGCCUUCGGGGCGGCGGCCACCACCACCACCCCGGCGCCCAUCGUCGUGGACCCGGCCACGGGCUGCUCCUGCACACUGCACGAGCCCUCCGUCCUCAUUUGCUUCGACAUGCUGGCCUGCGCUCGCUUCCCCGCCAACGUGACGGUACCGUCGACCCGGGGCGUCGCCGGCCAAGACACGGCCACCAUGUACGUGAGGGGCACGCGCAUCGCGGUGCUGGCCGUGGGUGACCUGGCGGGCCUGACGCACCUCACGGAGAUGGGCUUCGACAACAGCAAGGCCCUGACGCUGGUGGAGCCGCGCGCCUUCCAGGACAUGCGCCACCUCGUCAACCUGAGCAUGUCGUUCAACCCGAGGCUCACGCACCUCGACGCCGACGCGCUGCUGGGGCUGGUGGCCCUCCGCGAGCUCGUCCUGGUCCGCAACGGCUUUGUGACCCUGUCCGCCGACGUGACCCCCUCGCUGCGGCCCGCCGUGCUGCCCCAGCUGCGCGUCCUCGUCCUCGACCAGAACGUCCUCGGCGAGGUGGCGGCCGACGCCUUCCUGCCCAUGGACGGCGCGCCGCUGCAGCAGCUGAGUCUGACUCGCUGCGACGUGGCCACCGUGCACCGGGGCUGGCUGGCGCCGCUGCGGCAGCUGGCCGUGCUGCGGCUGGCCGACAACGCGCUGAGCCUGGCCGCGCUGGCCGACAGCCUGGACCUCCUGCCCCGCGGUGGCCAGCGCGUGGCGCUGCGCACGCUGGACCUGGGCGCCGUCGGGAUCAACAUCGGGCUGCACGGCGUGGCGCUGCCGGCCUCGGCCUUCACCUCCACGACGGACUUGGGCGCGGCGUCCACCGUAGAUCACGUGUCCGAGGCCCCCACCGUUGAGUCCAAGGCACGCCCUGACGCUCACAUGGAGCUGCUCCGAGCCAUCGCCAGGUCAAGGGUGGAGGAAUUGGUCCUUCGGCAAAACAGGGUGGAGCGCCUCUGGCCGUCGCUGUUCCCCAGGAUGCCGCGCCUGCGGCGACUCGACCUGAGCCGCGUCGAGCUGUCCGAGGGGCUGCCCGGGGCGCUGGACGCCCACGUACUGCCCUCGCUGCAGGCCCUGGACCUGAGCUUCAACCGGCUGCGGGCGCUGCGUCCCGGCUUCGUCUCGGACGAACUGCUGUCCCUGGACCUGGGCAACAGCCUGGCCACGUACUUCGACGUGGGCGACAGCUCCUUCCGCGGCCUGCACCGGCUGCGCGAGCUGCGCCUGUCGUACAGCCGCGUGGUGCGCCUCACCAACGCCACCUUCGUGGGCCUGGACAGCCUCGAGGUGCUGGAGCUGCGCAACGCCACCAUCUUCCAGCUGGACGACGGCGUGUUCGCGACGCUGCCGCGCCUGCAGCGCCUGGACCUGCACCGCAACGAGUUCCCCAAGCACGCCCUGCUGCGCGCCGACAUGUUCCUGGGCCUCGGCCGCCUGCGCGUGCUGCUGCUGGGUGCCUCUGGGGUGCGCAGCCUGGGCACGGACGUGUUCCGCCACCUGCCGGCGCUGGAGGAGCUCGAGCUGCAGGACAACGCCCUGACGACGCUGGACGGGUGCGCGGCCUUCCGCCCGCUGCGCGCCCUGCGCCUCCUCGACGUGUCGCACAACCGUUUCGGCUCGUGGCAGAGCGCGCGCCUGUUCGACCGCAACGAGGCCCUGCGCGAGGUGCGGGCGGCGGGCAACACGCUCACCUACCUCAGCGAGGCCAUGCUGCGGGACCUGGGCGGGCUGCGCGUCGUGGACCUGGCCGACAACACCUUCCACUGCGGCUGCGACCUGUUCCGGCCGGCCAGCGCGCUGCUCGACAAGGACAACGGCCUGCUCGAGUACAAGUGCCUGUCGCCGGACCGGUGGCGCGGACGCAGCCUGGGCGAGUACGUGCGCUGGGCGGCCGACAGCGGCGACUGCACGCUGACCUCCGCCGCCACGAAGGCGCCGGCGACGCUGCUCGUGGUGCUGCUGCCCGUGAUGCUGGUGCUGCUGCUGGCGCUGGCCGUCGUCGCCACGAUGGCCUACCGCCAUCGGCACCAGCUUCGCCUGCACUGGGACGCGGCCAGGCGGAGGAAGGCCGCGGACGGCGUGGGCAACUACCAGUACGACGCCUUCGUGUCGUACAGCAGCGAGGACCAGGUGUUCGUGCACAAGCUGGUGGCCGAGCUGGAGGGCGGCGAGCCCCGCCUGCGGCUGUGCGUGUACGAGCGCGACUUCGCGGUGGGCGCGGCCAUCACGGAGGAGGUGCUGCAGGCCGUGGCGCAGAGCAGGCGCGUGCUGCUGGUGGUGAGCCAGGCCUUCGCGCGCUCGCACUGGUGCGCCUGGGAGACGCACAUCGCGCACCACCAGCGCCUGCACUGCGGCCGCGAGGACGCUCUGCUCGUGGUGCGCCUGGGCGCCGUGGACGAGGCCCUGCUCACGCCCACGCUGCGCUACCUCCUGCAGACCCGCAUCUACCUGGAGUGGCGGCACGGCGACGACCGGGACGACCGGACGCACCAGGCCUUCUGGAGGAAGCUGCGCGCCGCCCUGGCGCCCUCGCCGUCGCGCAGUGCUGCCGGUGCCGCGGUCACGUGACCGGCGCACUCGCUCCGCACUUACCACCUGUCUCUCUCACACUCAGAGCGCGCCCCGAAUAGGUGCGAGAGAGAGACGGCGACGAAACGCUGAGUGAGGAAUCCAGUCGGCAGCGUGCUAAUUGGCGGGACAAAGCUCGGACUGAGUGAGUCGUGGUGCCGAACAGGAAAGAGCGACGAACAGACACAUUCGAUAACAACGAUUUAAUUUAAAUAUAUUAUUAUAUACAUUA
Messenger RNA from Thrips palmi, 4096 nucleotides. Its product is annotated as toll-like receptor 2. Gene Ontology annotation, molecular function: protein binding; transmembrane signaling receptor activity. Gene Ontology annotation, cellular component: extracellular matrix; membrane. The record is from RefSeq and is a predicted model, not a curated record. Bases 1234 to 3864 code for a protein of 876 amino acids. Gene Ontology annotation, biological process: immune response; toll-like receptor signaling pathway. The transcript has 7 exons. Lineage: Eukaryota; Metazoa; Arthropoda; Insecta; Thysanoptera; Thripidae.